AUGACAAUGUCCUCUUAUAGGGAAAAAAAAGAAGCUGAAUUAUAUGAACAUUUAAAAAAGUCUACCAACGAUGAAGAGGUCGCUCCCAAGCAGAAGCAUGUUCGAUGUACGCCAUUUGGUUCGUUAUCUCCAUUAGGGUGCAUUCUGUACACCUGGGACCAUGCCACAUGUAAGCCAGUCUGGGAUGGGUUAAAGGGACAGCCAAUUUUAUCAAACGGACUGAUGUGCUUUAAAGCCUUGGUUGUGAUACAUAAGAUGCUUUUAGAUGGCCCGCAUAUUGUUUUGUCGGAAUCUUUAAACGAGGUUGAGUAUCUAGAUUCAUUGUGUCGACAAAGCCAAUAUUCCAAUAGUGUCUACGGUUAUUUGUCCCUGAUUCAGCCUUACGUUGUAUACUUAAAGGCAAAGCUGGCCUUCCACAAAAUCUAUCCAGAGUUCAAUGGGAAAUUUGAUUUUAAAGAGUAUAUCUCAAGAAAAGGAGACGACAGCAUUAACCAUAGUUAUGGAGUGAUCUGGGAUCUAUUGGAUCUUUUAUCCCAUAUUUUACGGCUGCAGCAUCUAAUCGGAUCUGCCUUCAGAGGAUCGAGAGAUCAAACAUGCCUUCAAGGUGCUCUGAUUCCUUUAGUCGAAGAGUCGGAUGGCAUCUACAAAUUUGCUACCAAAAUCUUGGAGGCCAUGUUCACAGGUAUGGUAUGUUUGAUCCCACUUAGCAGUCGUUGA
Mitosporidium daphniae is the source of this 717-nucleotide messenger RNA. RefSeq names its product ANTH-domain-containing protein. Gene Ontology annotation, molecular function: actin filament binding; clathrin light chain binding; clathrin-cargo adaptor activity. The record is from RefSeq and is a predicted model, not a curated record. The coding region runs from base 1 to 717 and encodes 238 amino acids. Lineage: Eukaryota; Fungi; Microsporidia. Gene Ontology annotation, cellular component: clathrin-coated vesicle; actin cortical patch. The transcript has 3 exons. Gene Ontology annotation, biological process: endocytosis; clathrin coat assembly; actin filament organization.